Sordaria macrospora k-hell is the source of this 1899-nucleotide messenger RNA. RefSeq lists its product as uncharacterized. Gene Ontology annotation, molecular function: ATP binding; calcium/calmodulin-dependent protein kinase activity. The record is from RefSeq and is a predicted model, not a curated record. Gene Ontology annotation, biological process: protein phosphorylation; cellular response to oxidative stress. Lineage: Eukaryota; Fungi; Ascomycota; Sordariomycetes; Sordariales; Sordariaceae.
AUGUCGACAAUACAACAGUUGAAGAACUUCAUCCGACACGGAAAGCAAGCCCGCGCAAACCCUGAGGAGCCUGCGCGGUCAAAACAUGCCGACCAUUCUUCCAACCAUCAUCACCACCAGCCCGCAAAGAUGGCGCCCCCUGUCUCAGAACCCAACCUAGGAGGCUCUCCGCCGCGGAACCACCAAGCGCCCGUUCAAGAUGCCUAUUCGGCCGUGCAAGCUGAUGGCCACAACCGUGUUGCCCAGGCUGGCCAUGCCGCUGCCCACCAUGCCGAGGCCGACCAGAACCUAGCAGCCAAGGCCAAGUCAAAGACCAAGAUCCCCGACGAGAACAUUGCCAGGCUUGUUGCCGAAGAGAAUGCGAGCAAGAGCAAGUUCCCCAAGUACCCCGGCCUUGAGAGAUGGGAGCUCGUCGAGAAGAUGGGCGAUGGCGCCUUCAGCAACGUUUACCGCGCACGGGAUUUGGAGGGUAACGCGGGCGAGGUGGCCAUCAAGGUCGUUCGCAAGUACGAAAUGAAUAACAUGCAGAGCAACAAACAUCUCCAUCCGGACUUCAAGCCAAAGGCCCCAAAGGCUGCAGAGCGAGCCAACAUUCUGAAAGAGGUGCAAAUCAUGCGCCAGCUUGACCACCCCAACAUCAUCAAACUUGUCGACUUCGCCGAGUCUCGUCAAUACUAUUACAUUAUUCUUGAGCUAGCACCUGGUGGCGAGCUGUUCCACCAGAUUGUGCGUCUGACGUACUUCAGCGAGGAUCUCUCCAGGCAUGUUAUCACGCAGGUAGCAAAGGCUCUUGAGUAUCUGCAUGAGGAGAAGGGCGUGGUUCAUCGUGACAUCAAGCCCGAAAACAUCCUCUUCAGCCCCAUUCCACAUGUGCCGUCGAAGCACCCGAAACCCAAGCAGCCAGGUGACGAGGACAAGGUUGAUGAGGGCGAGUUUAUCAAGGGCGUAGGCGCUGGCGGAAUUGGUCAGAUCAAGAUUGCCGAUUUUGGCCUAUCCAAGAUCGUAUGGGACAAACAAACCAUGACUCCGUGCGGCACUGUCGGGUAUACAGCACCCGAGAUUGUCAAGGACGAGCGUUACUCCAAGGCGGUCGAUAUGUGGGCGCUGGGUUGCGUUCUCUACACGCUUCUUUGCGGCUUCCCACCUUUCUACGAUGAGAGCAUUGAGGUCCUGACGGAGAAGGUUGCCAAGGGCCAGUUUACCUUCCUUUCGCCAUGGUGGGACGAUAUCAGCAAGUCUGCCCAGGAUCUUAUCUCCCAUCUUUUGUGUGUUGAUCCCGAGAAGCGUUACACGAUCACAGAGUUCCUCGCGCAUCCUUGGAUCGCCGGCUCGGGUCCUACCCCAAGAGACGAGCAGAAGAACCCCACCUCGACCGGUGUGCUGCGGGCCUUCGAUGCAUCCAAGAUUGUGGAUGGAGACAGGCGCUAUGACUUCCGCUCUCCAGGUGCUGUCAAUCUCCGCGAGGUGUUUGAUGUCGGUUAUGCCGUCCAUCGCCAAGAGGAAGAAGGCAAGAGACGUCAUAAUCUUGGAGCCAAGGCGGGCGUGUCUCGUCUGGUAGGUCUCGACGAGAACUCCGACGAGGGAGAGGAUGUUGCUAUGCCUGAUGCCGUAAAUGGCAAGCAAUAUCAUAUAUCUCUUGAGCAAAGCAUGCGCAAUGCUCAGAUCAGGGACCAGCAACAGGAGCAACGCGGCAGGGACCGCGAGAGGAAGGCUCACCCACCCCCAGCGGCCGCUGAACAAAGAGGCUAUGGACAGCACUCCGCAACUGUCACGGCUGCCGCCAGACAACAGGUUCGCGAACGCAACCGACAAAAGGGAGCGUUCGAGCUUAAUCUGGACGGUGCCACUUUGCUCGGACGGCGUGGAGUUAAGCCGUCGCCUGCUGCUCGAGUUGCAUAG